This is a messenger RNA of Monosiga brevicollis MX1, 1630 nucleotides long. RefSeq lists its product as uncharacterized. Gene Ontology annotation, biological process: intracellular signal transduction. The coding region runs from base 35 to 1126 and encodes 363 amino acids. Gene Ontology annotation, molecular function: protein kinase binding. The transcript is spliced from 8 exons. The record is from RefSeq and is a predicted model, not a curated record. NCBI's taxonomy places the organism in Eukaryota, Choanoflagellata, Craspedida, Salpingoecidae.
GCGUCGCCGUCCUCUUUGCACAUUCUCUUUGAACAUGGCUGCCGCCCAGAAGGAGUGGAACCGUUCGGGUUCCUUCAUGCAGCGUCCUGCCAACGGCUGGAUCCACCACGAUGCCGCCCUCUCGACCCCCGAUGGCAUUGUCUACCCGGUCAAGUACCUGGGCAAGAUUCCCUUUGCCAUGAGCAUGCGCACCAUGCGCUUCGAGGAUCGUACUGCCGUGACUCGCGAGGCCAUUCAACUCGUCUCUGAGACCGUCGGCGUCGUUGACCCCGUCACCCGCCAAGCCACGCCCUUGAUGAAGCGUACCCUCGUCGAGGAUCCCGUGGCUAUGAACCUGAACGUGCGACUCAAAAUCUCCGUCACCGGCCUCACCAUUCAAGUGAUUGAGACGGGCGAGAUCAUUGGUACCCAUAUUGUGCCCAGCAUCUCCUUUGCCACUGGUGAUCGUCCCAACACCUAUGAACGCAUUGGCUACAUCGCCAAGGAUCAGCGUAACAACCGUGAAUGCCAUGUCUUUGACUGUGGCAGUCGUGCCAACGAGAUCAUGGUCACCAUUGGCCAGGCCUUUGAGCUGCGCUACAAGUCAUUCUUGGCGAAGGGCCAGCGUCAGGGCAUGCAGGCACACGCGCCUCCCGUGCCUCCCAUGCCUCGUGCUCAGCACAUGCCCGCCCAGUAUGAUGUGGUUGGUGAAGAGCAGGCCCCCAUUUAUGACCAGGCAUUUGAUACCCACAAGCCCGUGUAUGAUGACAUGCAAGGCACUUACGGUGGUGCGGGUGGACAAUAUGCCGACGUACAACCCGAAUACAGCCAGGGCAAGGGUGGUCAACCCUUGUACGACACAGCCAACCCAGUACCGACGGCCGGUGUGAUGCAAACGUAUGGUGACACCUACGGCGAUGCUCAGGGCACAUACGGCGACUAUGGCGGCCAGUAUGCCGCAGCCCCAAACCAAUAUGGUGGUGUGGACACCUACUUCACCGUUGGCGGUCAAGACGAGGGUAACUACGGCGAUGGCGCAUACGGUGAGGGCACCUACGGUGAUGCCAGUGCCUACGGUCAGUCCCAAGGCACUUACGGCCAAGCCGAAGGUACCUAUGGCGAUGCCAGCACUUAUGGCACCAAGUAAACACUCGUGCUUCUGCUGAUGUGUUGGAUGGGGUAUCUGCCGCAUUCUUGGGCAUCCAUUCCUGAGUUUCUACUCGUCGAUGUUUGUGUUUUUUUUCCUUGUGUGGAUGUGUGUGUGUGUGUAUGUUUGCUUGGUUUCUUGUUUUUCUUUUUUUGUGUUUUCUGCAGCCUUGUGCUGGUGCUGGCAUCGUCGUUGGUGUUGGUGUUGUUCAGCUGGCGUUUGCUUGCGACCGUGAGGAGGAGUCCUGGUGAACACACGCCCUGGUCACGCCCCUCCAUCUCUUGUCGCUUGCCUGCUUUGUGUCAAGUCCAUCAGUCGCUCUCGCUUUGGAGAACCUUGGUCUUGAACUUGAACGGAGUAAACAACACCCACUCGUGCCGUGAUGUUACUUGCUACACAACCAUGUGUCCGUCGAUUGUCCUGAAGAUGAGAAUGUAGUGUGUUCACUCGAUUUAGCUGUUGCGUGUUUGGCGUUGCACUUGUGCAAUUCAUGCGACAUCAUUC